This is a messenger RNA of Diaporthe batatas, 1850 nucleotides long. RefSeq lists its product as uncharacterized. Bases 782 to 1219 code for a protein of 145 amino acids. The record is from RefSeq and is a predicted model, not a curated record. The transcript is spliced from 3 exons. NCBI's taxonomy places the organism in Eukaryota, Fungi, Ascomycota, Sordariomycetes, Diaporthales, Diaporthaceae.
AAGGCCACAGGCCGUCCCCGUAUCAGACCUAACAUUCCAAUAUUUUUUUGCCGAGAAGGGCGACUCACCAGCCCUUUACAGCUCCCAUCUAUCGUUCUCAGCAUUGGAAGAAUUUUCUUCUUUGACGACAAGGUGUCAAUCUCCGCAACACCUGCACCUUGGCCCGGCCGUCCUGCUCGAGGGUCCUUUGUAUCCCACCGAAUAAAGGCAAUCAUUUCUAAAUCUGGACAUCCAAGCCUCCCAAAUUAAUCCCCACGGGUAUGUAUCAAACCCUACUGGUCGUUCUUGGCCACUCCUUUGUUCGUUAUCAUCGGGAUCGUUUGCCAUCACCCCUUUGGCGUCCGAGUCUUCCUUGGGUCUAUGUUCCGCUGCUUUAAACCGUAUCGUGUGCUACGAGUCCCACUUUGCACCGGUCCUUCUGUUACCACAUCUUCCUGUGCCUGUCAAUCAUUUGCCCGAUCCAGCUGCCUGGUCAGCCUUCUCUGCAACGCCAUCUACGAGCACGACCUUCCUUCCCUUCAAACCGGCCCCCCGAAGCAGCAGAGAGCAAGCUUCCCUUUCGUCACUCCUUUCACAGGACCGUCGCCAACUUCUUUUACCAACUGAGUCGUUCCCUCCUUUCGACUUUUUUGGUAUCUCUCAGCCAACUUUGCCCACACUCUCUUCCAACUCCCAACUUGCCACUCCCUCAGUACUCAAGUCGCCAAUAUCGAUAUCGACUCGCCAAUUUGCCAAAACUUUCAUUUCAAUCCCAUCCAAGCAAAUCUUCAAAUCAUUCAAAAUGCAAGUCUGCAACUCAUUCAAGCUGCGCCUUGCGCGAGUCCAGAGCGUGGUGAAGAACGUGGUCAACCGCCGCCUGCGCAAGGAGAAGAAGAGACGUUCAAUCCAGAUUUCCGAGCCCUUCGGUUUCAGGCAUGUCGCCACCAACAUAAAAGGCCUCAGCGAUGAAGAGCUCCAGGUUCUCCGGGAGAAGGCCAUCGCCAGCCGCUUCGCCACCAUCGACGAGCAGCAGCACGACCCCCACCAGAAGCCAUCACGGCCUAACAAGACCCGCACGGGCUACCGUGGCCUCACAUCAACCCCGCUGAGUGCCUCUCGGCCCUCCAUCACCCAGUCGUUUGCUGCCGAGGACAGCGGCUCGCACCUGAGCCGCACGACGGCCUCGUCGGUCAGUGGCGCGAGCGACCACGGCAGCGACGGGAAGGAAGCUCUCAUCUAGACCACAGAAACCCCCCCUGCCAUGGUGCUUCCAUCCUUCACGAAGAAAAAGCUGCAUCGAGGAUAGAUCUCAGACUGGGACCAUGGUUUUUCACCUGAGCGAGCAAGCAAAUCGACGGGAGCACCUGCUUAAAGUGCUCUUGGCUUGAACGGUGUUGCAAAUAUUGCAACCUCGAUUAACGACAGAAGUCAUGCAGCCAUGAAGACCGCUGUUGUACGAUUACGACUAGAUUAAGCGAGGAGUGCCAGACGAUAUGAUUACCCCUCUUGAAUUUUGAGACGAUGAUGCCCUCACCUGGAUAGAUGCGAGGCGGAGGCAGAAUAGAAUUACUACCAACACGCCCAGACAGCACAACCCAGAAACCACGGGACCUUCACCACCAUGUUCGAACCAGAUCUGACAGAUGGCUUUCCUCGGCCCAGGCCAACAAUACAGGGCGGGCAGAGAAAGACGGGACUGAUUUGUGGAGCCCACGGUCACCAGGGAGGCAAAGGCAGGAAACCAACUGUUCUCGUUGUUCCGCUCAUUUUUGGAGACUAGCAACCUCACACCGGCUGCCAAAUAGACCGAGACAUUAUUUGGGAUCAGACAUUAUUUUUGGUGGUGGGGGAAACUGGAUGUUGGCCAUGAG